AUGGUGGAGACUCCCAGCGCCCCUACAGGGGACGGCGUAUCCCUUUCGCUGGGUUCCGUCAACAGCGACGACCUGGUCUUCGGCACGGAAUCCCUCACGGCCGGCGCCGGCUCCACCGUGACCGUAACCUACACCAACAACGCCAUUACACAGCAGCACAACUGGGUCCUGGUGCAGAACGGCGCCAAGGACGACGUAGCCCUUGCCGGAGCGUCAGCGCCAACCACCGACUGGCUCCAGCCGGACGAUCCCAACGUAAUUGCGAGCAUUCGGUUGCUCAACCCGGGGGAAUCUGGGCAGGUCACGUUUACGACUCCCGCAGCAGGGACAUACCAGUUCGUGUGCACCUUCCCGGGCCACAACGCCACCAUGCACGGUACAUUUGAGGUGACGCCCUAG
Molecule: messenger RNA, 399 nt
Organism: Geodia barretti
Lineage: Eukaryota; Metazoa; Porifera; Demospongiae; Tetractinellida; Geodiidae
Source: the annotation of a GenBank genome assembly